UUCUGUCAACAGGCUCUGCGAGAAACAACCUGCAUAAGCAUAAUUAUAAAUACUUAUGUGCAAUUUUCUUACGCUGCGCUAAACACACACACAUACGUACAAUGAAUGCAAGUAUUCGGUCAAAGUGUGAAGCUAGGCUAGACGUUUGACUACCUCAAAACAAAGUAAAACGCUAGAUAAGCUAGUUCGCUUCUAUGUGCAUGAUUUGAAGGAAUGCAGUCAUUUUUGCCGUUAGGACAGGAUACUCGGGAUGAAAACAAAAUGAAAAAGGUACAUAGCGGAUCUAAUUCUUCAAAUGAAAACGAUUAUGAAUGGGAAGACAACGAGAAACAGAGUUUAUCGUUAUCAAAAUGGUGCAGGCCAUCGUGUAUUCCGAUUUCUAUGGUGCUUAUUUUGAUAGUAUUAGUUGUUUUGUUACCUUUGCUGGAUCAGAAUGAAAAAUUGUAUUAUUUAAGAGCAAGGACAAAUCGACUAAAAAAGGAUAUAUGUGAUCAAGGAUGCAACAUACAAAUAGUAGAAAGCAUACCGGAAGGAUUAAUAUAUCCUAAAGGUAGUCCAACAUUUAUGUCAACCUAUGACGCAUGGAAAUCUUUGAUAGGUUUAGCAGAACAUACCAUUGAAAUAGGAUCGUUCUAUUGGACAAUGAAAGGUGAAGAUGUCUAUAACCAUUCGAGUGCAUGGCAAGGAGAAGAUAUUUUCAAAACUCUCCUUGAAACAGGAUUAAAUGGUAAAAUUGCGAUUAAAAUAGUUCAGAGCGCACCAACCUCUGCUAAUCCGAGUAUCGAAACGGAUAUUUUGAUGAAGAGAAAUGCAGCUACAGUGCGGUCAGUUGAUUUCCCACGAUUGUUUGGAGGAGGAGUUCUACAUACAAAAGUGUGGACUAUCGAUAGAACUCAUUUUUAUGUGGGAAGCGCGAACAUGGAUUGGCGAUCGUUGACCCAGGUUAAAGAACUUGGCGUUUUAGCAACUAAUUGCUCUUGCUUAGCUACAGAUAUAGCAAAAAUAUUUGAUGUAUACUGGGCCAUGGGAAUACCCAAUGCACAAAUUCCGUCUCAAUGGCCUGAAGCUUAUGCAACCAAAUAUAAUGCAAACAAUGCGCUUUCGGUUCAAUUUAACAACAAAUUCAAAGUGGACACAUAUUUUGCGAGCUCUCCACCACCUAUGUCAACACAGGGUCGCACAAAUGAUCUGGAUGCAAUACUCAAUGUGAUAGGACUUGCAGAAACAUUUAUUCACAUAUCUGUGAUGGAUUACUUUCCUCUUACUCUGUAUACAGCUAAAUCACAAUAUUGGCCGAUAAUCGAUGACGCUCUUCGUAAAGCAGCUAUUGAACGGAAGGUGACCGUGCGACUGCUUAUUUCGCACUGGAAACAUUCACGAAAAUCUGAACAAUACUUUCUUAAUUCAAUUGAGGCAUUGUCAAACAGUAUCCCAGGAGUAACGAUUGAGGUCAAACGUUUCAUAGUUCCCGCCAAUAAUGAUCAAGACAGAAUUCCAUACGGCAGAGUAAAUCAUAACAAGUAUAUGGUCACAGAUAAUACUGCCUAUAUUGGCACUUCCAAUUGGUCAGGAGACUACUUCAUCAACACUGCAGGGAUUGGUUUAGUGAUGUCUACUUUUGAAACCAAUGGAACUAUGGUUAGUGAUCUGCAGGCUAUUUUCGAUAGAGAUUGGAGCAGCAAAUACGCUGUCAGAAUGGAUUAGUAAGAAUAAUUUUAUUACGUAUCUCACAUUUGUAGCAAUAUAAUGCGUACCACGAAUAUAA
This is a messenger RNA of Malaya genurostris, 1765 nucleotides long. RefSeq names its product 5'-3' exonuclease PLD3-like. The record is from RefSeq and is a predicted model, not a curated record. Bases 214 to 1704 code for a protein of 496 amino acids. Gene Ontology annotation, molecular function: catalytic activity. Lineage: Eukaryota; Metazoa; Arthropoda; Insecta; Diptera; Culicidae. The transcript is spliced from 8 exons.